CAGGGUUGACGACAGAACGUCUCACAGAGGAACACUACUCAGAUCGAUGCUUUGUGGAGACCUAGAUGCUGUAUACCACGGGGAAGGCGGGGAUUCAUGUCACCCGAGGCGAAUUGGCGGGCUUUCUACCUCCGUAAGGUGCCAGCAGUGGAGCGGGGCUGCAUGAUGAAGUAUGAGGCGAAAAAUAGUGGAAGUAGUCUCAACGCUACAGUAAAAGUGGAUGAGGUGGUCUGUGCUCAUAGGUUUUUUAAGCGAAAGGGGGCGAAGCCGAUUUUGCAAGUGACCAUUUCACUUGUGGCCUGUUAUAUAUUAUUUGUCUUUUAUUCAAUUUCAACCCACUACUUGGAACCCUCCUAGGCGCGCUCUUCGGUGCAUACAGUACCACCUCAAUACAAAGUCGCGGGUUGUGGGAGUGGGUUGCCCUAAAAUUCCGUGCGCGGUUCAUUUUGAUGCCAUUAGGAUUACGAGGAGACGGGAGCCGGAAAAGGGGACCAUUCUAUUG
Messenger RNA from Hyaloscypha bicolor E, 502 nucleotides. RefSeq lists its product as uncharacterized. The transcript is spliced from 2 exons. The record is from RefSeq and is a predicted model, not a curated record. Bases 97 to 357 code for a protein of 86 amino acids. Lineage: Eukaryota; Fungi; Ascomycota; Leotiomycetes; Helotiales; Hyaloscyphaceae.